This is a messenger RNA of Coregonus clupeaformis (lake whitefish), 1490 nucleotides long. RefSeq names its product replication factor C (activator 1) 3 (gene rfc3). Gene Ontology annotation, biological process: DNA repair; DNA-templated DNA replication. The coding region runs from base 126 to 1196 and encodes 356 amino acids. The record is from RefSeq and is a predicted model, not a curated record. The transcript has 9 exons. NCBI's taxonomy places the organism in Eukaryota, Metazoa, Chordata, Actinopteri, Salmoniformes, Salmonidae. Gene Ontology annotation, molecular function: DNA binding; ATP hydrolysis activity; DNA clamp loader activity. Gene Ontology annotation, cellular component: DNA replication factor C complex; nucleus.
GUAGUUUAGACGCGUUUGACAGCGCGCGUUAAAAAGUAUUUCGCGGGAAUUAAGUCAGAAAAACAACACGCAGCAGCUCAAACAAGACAGUGAAUAGAGGACUGUGUCUGAAAAAACAUUUCAAAAUGAGUUUGUGGGUGGACAAAUACAGACCUACCUCUCUGGGGAAAUUGGACUACCACAAAGAGCAAGCAAAUCAGCUGAAAAACCUGGUCCAGUGUGGUGACUUCCCCCAUCUGUUGGUUUACGGGCCGUCUGGAGCAGGGAAGAAGACUCGUAUCAUGUGUCUGCUGAGAGAACUGUACGGCGCUGGGGUGGAGAAACUACGCAUAGAACACCAGACCAUCACGGCUCCCUCUAAGAAGAAGAUAGAGAUCAACACCAUAGCCAGUAACUACCACCUGGAGGUCAACCCGAGUGAUGCUGGUAACAGUGACCGUGUGGUCAUCCAGGAGCUGAUCAAGACUAUAGCCCAGUCUCAGCAGAUCCAGACCAGCACACAGAGAGAGUUCAAAGUUGUCCUGUUGACAGAGGUGGACCGCCUCACUAAGGAUGCCCAGCAUGCAUUGCGUCGUACCAUGGAGAAGUACAUGUCCACCUGCCGGCUCAUCCUCUGCUGUAAUGCCACCUCCAAGGUCAUUGGACCAAUCAGGAGCAGGUGUCUGGCCAUCAGGGUGCCCCUGCCCAGUACAGAGGAGGUGUGUAAUGUUCUGUCUACAGUGUGUAGGAAGGAGGGUCUGCUUCUCCCUGCUGAGUUGGCCAAACGGAUCUCAGAGAAGUCUGGACGCAAUCUCCGCAAAGCCCUGCUGAUGUGUGAGGCCUGCAGAGUGCAACAGUACCCGUUCUCAGCAGACCAGGACAUCCCAGAGACAGACUGGGAGGUUUACCUGAGAGAGACCGCCAACGCCAUCGUCAGCCAGCAGAGUCCUCAGAGGUUGUUAGAGGUGAGGGGCAGACUGUAUGAGCUGCUGACUCACUGUAUUCCUCCUGAGAUCAUCAUGAAGGGCCUGGUAACAGAGCUGCUAGGUAACUGUGAUGGCCAGCUGAAGGCAGAGGUGAUCCAAAUGGCAGCCCACUAUGAACACCGACUGCAGCAGGGCAGUAAGGUUAUCUACCACCUGGAGGCCUUCACCGCCAGGUUCAUGGCCAUCUAUAAGAAGUUCAUGGAGGACGGACUGGACGCCAUGAUGUUCUGAUCUAACUCUGCCUUAAUUCACACACUUGCUUUCUCCCUGUCCUUAAGCUUCGUCUUCAUCAUCCUUCUGGACGCCACGAUGCUCUCCCUCUCCCCCUCCCACUCCCUCUCCCCCUCCCACUCCCUCUCCCUCCCCCUGUUUCACACACACCUUGUAAUACAAGGCCCAGUCUUUGGUUGAUAUCAGUAAUUGAUUCUUCUGGAUAGUGCAACCUCUCGUACAUAUUGUCAUAUUGAACCCAUGCUGUAAAAUAAAAAUAAAAUAAAAAAAAGUUUCAACUUUUACUUUAAGCUA